This is a messenger RNA of Closterium sp. Naga37s-1, 2031 nucleotides long. The record is from the annotation of a GenBank genome assembly. NCBI's taxonomy places the organism in Eukaryota, Viridiplantae, Streptophyta, Zygnematophyceae, Desmidiales, Closteriaceae.
AUGGAUCGUCGCGGCUCGGCGUGUCCAUCCCACGCGCUUCGGCUAGUAGCAGUCUUACUGAUCAUCACUGUCGCCCCCGCCGCCGCUGGCCGGCGGAUAGACACACUUGGUACAGCGAUAAACGCGGACUCUGGCACCGCAACCGCCGGCACCGCGACGUCUGUCGACGCGACAGCUGGCGCGUCGGCAUCGGACCUCUCUGCGCUGGCGGUGGACACGAAGACGAAGCAGGAGAUUAAAGCCCUCGCGCCGCUGAUUGGCGCCGCGGACCUGGCGGGCGUCGAUAAGCCGCCCAGACGCGCGUCGUACUUAACUAAAGACGCGUUCGCGACGGCGACCACAGUCUGGGCUAUACACCCCCCCCCCCCCAGCACGGAUUCAGCUGGAACCACCCCAACCCCAGUCUGGGCUACACUCCCCCCCCCAUCAUGGAUCCCGCGAAGCUGCCCAAUCUCAACACUGUCUCGCGCUACCUCACCGUGGGUCUCACGCUCGACCAAAGCACCCAGAAGCUCACGUGGGAUUUCAAACGCAGCGUGGACCACAGCUCGCUGUAUUUACCUGACGAAAAUUUCGACCAGGCCCAAGUUCAACAUCAGCAUGUACGAGCAGGUGCCGCUGCCGGGGCCGCUGGGGCUCAUUCUCGCGCUGCAGCAGCAGCCCGUUAUCGUCACCAUCCGCGCCUCCUCAGAGGAUUUCAUCAACUAUGCGGGCGGUGUAUACCAGGGCUGGGGCUGCUACAACCCGCUGGGGACCAUCUUUGAAAGAGGACGGCCGGCUGCCACCGCUACAGCCACCAACAACACGGCUCUGCUGGACCACGUGAUGCUGGCCGUGGGGUAUAACUAUGAGGCGCCAGGCAGCUGGGCGAAUUACUUCAUUCUGAAGAACAGCUGGGGGCCGGACUGGGGCGAGGGCGGGUACAUGAAGAUUCGAAUGGAGAAUGGGCCGUUCGGCACGUGCGGCAUGCUGGUGAAUCGAGGGCUCUACCCUGUUGUGAAAGUUCCCCAGACCACUGACCCCUGCAACACGUGCCCCUGUGGGGGCGGCACGUGUGUGGCGGACGCGAGUGGCAACGGCAAGUACACGUGUCAGUGCACGGACCAGCUAGCACCUGCUGUCAACCGCGACGGCACACCCACAUGCACCAUCAUCAAUGUGUGCAGCAUUCUACCCAACAACCCGUGCGCCGUGGGGCAGUGCAUCAACAUCGGCGACGGCGGCUACUCGUGCCUCUGCCCGCCCAACUACAAGCCCAGUGUGCUCGCCUCUGGCCAGACCACCUGCGUGCCUGACAUGUCAACGAGUACAGCAGCAGCGGUGCAGGGCACGUACACAGUGCAGGGGGGGGAGACGUGUGGCGCCAUCUACGGCUUCAUCGGCCUCACCCAGGAGCAGUUCCUCCUGCAGAAUAAGGGCGUGGACUGUGAGAACCUCAAGGCGGGUCAGCUGCUCAACAUCUCCAUCCCCUCCUCGGCUCAAGUGUGCCGUGUGCGCUACUCUGUCACCCAGGCGGACGCAGCAGCAAAGAGCUGUGAUCCCAUUAAUAAUCGCUUUGGCAUUGACGUAACGACCAUCAACCCCAACCUUGACUGUUCAAGCCUCGUGCCCAACCAGCAGAUCUGCAUCCAGGUGGGGGACGCGGUGUCAGGAGCAGCAGACUACAACCUGUGCACGAGCUACCUGCCAGUCAACGAGUGGAUCACGUGUGCCAACGCUGUGGAUUGGUACCAAAUCUCAUGGUUCGACCUCUACCGCCUCAACCCCGGCAUCAACUGCGACACGCUCACAGCACUCACCGCCUCCGAGAUCUGCAUCGCCGGAACGCCGCUGGGAGCGGUGGCGUGCGGUAAGGCGCGGUCGAAGACGGUGGCGAACCGGCGGUACACGGUGGGGGCGGGGGACAGCUGUGCAUCGCUGGUGGUGGUGCAGUUCCAGCGCCAGCCGCCGCUCGUGGGCGAACUCAACCGCGGCUGGAUGUGCCGCUCCCAGUCCCUCUUCGCUGGCAUGCCCCUCUGCAUCCCUUCUUAG